Messenger RNA from Lactuca virosa, 975 nucleotides. The record is from the annotation of a GenBank genome assembly. Lineage: Eukaryota; Viridiplantae; Streptophyta; Magnoliopsida; Asterales; Asteraceae.
UUUACAAACUAAAGAACAAUUAAAGCAAUUUUGUGAUCCCCAAUUUGAUUUGAAUUUUUCGAUCCGCCCAAACCCCUUUCAAACGGCUACAGCUUUCUGUCUCUCUCCGUCCCUCUCUUUACAGUGUCUGUACUGUGUGUGUCUCAUAAUUUCUCGCUACUUUGCCUGUCGGAACCCUAAUUCUCUUUCACUCUCUCGAUCGCUACUCUGAACAAGGAUUUUGAAAAGAUGAAGCGUUUUAUUCAACCAAGAAGCCCCAUCUUGAGAGAGAAUUCUGUGGAUACACCUCCAUCAAACCCUACUUCAACAAAACAGAGUAAAUCUUCUAGUCGAAAACAUAAAUCCCCCAAAGAAAAUGCUCCACCUUCUGACCCCAACGCCAUUCCAGAUUCGUAUCCUUCUCCAUCGUUUACGGGUAAACCAUCUCCCGGUGCUUCCAGUAAAUUGAAAUCUCCACUGCCACCCAGACCUCCUCCGUCUAAUUCUCACAAGCGGAAGCUUAGUAAUGAUUUUCUUCUUGAAAAUGGUGUUGCUGGAUCUUCGGAUACUGGGGUCAAGGUUAUUGUGCGAAUGAGGCCACCAAAUACUAAUGAAGAAGAGGGGGAAGUUAUAGUACAGAAGACAUCUGAUGAUUCUUUGUCAAUUCUUGGGCAGACAUUUACUUUUGAUUCUGUAGCGGAUGCAUCCUCAACUCAGGCACAUAUAUUCCAGUUCGUAGGAGCUCCCCUUGUUGAAAAUUGUAUUGCUGGAUUUAAUAGUUCUGUGUUUGCAUAUGGGCAGACUGGGAGUGGAAAGACCUACACAAUAUGGGGGCCAUCCAACACAUUGUUGGAAGAGGAGUUAUCUAGUGAUCAACAAGGAUUGACACCUCGUGUGUUUGAAAGACUAUUUUUUCGCAUGAAUGAGGAACAAAAUAAACAUGCUGAAAAGCAACUCAUGUAUCAAUGCCGCUGUUCUUUUCUUGAGGUAACAUGA